UGUCGUUGUUAACGGUUCCGAUAGCAAAUAAAAUCAAAGGAACCGCAUUGUGCAUACUUCGUUUUUGUCAGUUCUAGAGUUAUCCUUUCCACAAGUGAUGAAGUUCUUGUUUCCACUCAAGAAUAUAAACAAUUAAUUUUACGGUUGUCCUGCUUCUUUUGUCCCGACGGCAUUGAAUUCUGAAAAAUCUCACUGGGAUGCCAGCGCUGGGCUGAAUCCAGCAGCUCAUUCCAAUGCAGCAUUCCUGAUUCAGAUCGCUAAUUGUUGAGUGGUUGUGGUCCGAUAGGGUUCCACGAUAUUUUACACUGACUUGUUCCCGCAGCUUCUUCCUCUCUGUCUAAAAAUGUGGAAUCGAAAACUUUCUGAUAAUUCCGAAGUGUCAGUAGCGAUUUACUCGGAUAGUUGUACAACCGAUUAUACUAUUCUGACCGGAACGAAAAAAGUUGGUUUAAAUGACGUCACCAACCGGAACGCUAACCGAGCACUGGUGGAGAAGAUUGCUGCUAAAACGUCAGAAGUCGAUGCUGCGAAUUCAACCACGAAAGUUCUGGAUGAGUUACAUAGUGGGCAAAGCCUGAAGGACUCGCACGAAGGGAUUUUGCGCUUCUGCCGGGAAAAGCUUUCAGCGAGCUCCAGCGACUUACAGGAUGAAAGCUUCGAGGAUAAGACGACUACAUUCCGUCAGCUUGUGAAAUGGGCUACACAGUGUCUUCAUCAUUUGGAAGCGCUGGAACACUCGGAAGAAUGCAGCACUGUCGACUAUCAAGUCGCCGAAUGCAAAUACCGUUCUGCGCUCAAUGGGUUGCGCAAUCUGGUGGCCUAAAGUGGACGGCCUACGUGGACCUAAAUGUGGCCUUGUCGCACUAGCCUCCUUUUAUAUUUCGUAAUCUCAGAUCUCUAGGAAACUCCAGUUGCGCGUAUUUGCUAAUCCCUGCUACCACGGUUAACGUAUCGUGUUCCGUUCGGCUUUUGCUCUAGUUGGAAGUAAUCUCUGCAUGCCAAGUCAAUGUUGUUCCACGAUUUCCAUCAGCAUCGAGGGCCCUCCCGUUAGUAGGUUAUUUUGUAUAGUCCUUUUUGUCCGGGUGACGAAGAUGUUCUCACGCAGCACCUUGCGAAUCUGAAUAA
Messenger RNA from Paramacrobiotus metropolitanus, 1125 nucleotides. RefSeq lists its product as uncharacterized. Lineage: Eukaryota; Metazoa; Tardigrada; Eutardigrada; Parachela; Macrobiotidae. The transcript is spliced from 5 exons. The record is from RefSeq and is a predicted model, not a curated record. Bases 344 to 823 code for a protein of 159 amino acids.